AUGAAUAACACAGAUAACAAUUCCAUCUCUUUGCUACACGCCAUGUACAAUGAGAUACUAUCUUUGAAGGCAGGCCAAGAAAAGGCCAAAUUUGAAAUGAAGGCACAGAUCGAAGAGUUGAAGCUCAAAAUGAAGACGAGCAUUGAAGAUUUGAAUUUGGAGAUUACUGCUCUCCAGAGCCAACUGGAGAAUAGAAACAUUUCCAACCAACACACUUUGCCUUCUGUCUCUGCCAUUUCUAGUGCUAAUACCAUCCGCAAACCGGUGAGCAUAUUCCGUGAAAUAACUUUAAAGCAUAUCUUCAAGAUGAUAAGUGAAGACCUUGGCAUUGAAGUAACAAGUAACGAAAAGGCCACACUCGAUAUGUGUACAAAGCUUAUAUGUGAUGAUAUGGCUGCCCAUCCUUCAGUGAUUGCUCUUGGUCCUAAUCCUAGCUGGGGGUCUAUACCAGUAGCACUUAAGAAAGAAAUGUGUGCCAGGCACGCAAAUAUAAUGAAGGAUUCUGGUAUAGACUUCACUAGAUGUCUUGGAAACUGGGCAUCAACUGCAAGAGUUGCACAUCUCUGGAGGGACCGCCAUAAAAUAUUACAGUCUUACGUUGAUGUAUCAUCAAGCAGUUCUGCAGAGAAGGCUUCACGAAAGGUUCAAAAAGGCAAAGAGAAAGUCUCGACUAGUGAACGAGAACAGUGGGACAUGGCUAGAGAGAUUGCACUAAUGCAAUUGAUCUACAAUUGUUGCCCUUUUACCAAUGAUCAUGGCGACAAGUCCUUGGCAUGGGAUGAGGUUACAGCCAAUGUAAACAGUGUUGAGCACACUCAUCUGCACCCACUUACAGCAAAGGGUGUCAGAGCAAGAAAGAAUUUGCUGUUCAAGAAGUUGAAUCUGGUUGUCAACAAAGACAAUGAGAGAUCCUUAUCUGUGUCCAACCCACACAUUCCAGAGAAACUCUUAAGACUGAUAUAUGAUGUAUACACAGCCGAAAACUUAAGCGGUAAUGACGACAGCUCUGACUCUGACUCUGACUCUGACUCUGACGUCUCUCAUGACAGGAAAAAUCCCCAAUCUUCAAGCAUGGCCAACAAGUCUGCGAGUCUUUUGAAGCAACAGUUAGACAUUCUUCAACAACAACAGCACACCAACAAUCUUGUACUGGAGGAGUUAAAGAAAACAAGUCAGUCAAAUGCAGUUCUUGCUGAAUCAAAUCAGACAAUUGCUGAUUCAAAUAAGGCCAUUGCCAAAUCUAAUUCAACUCUUGCUAAAUCUCUUUUGACAAUUGCUGACUCUAUUUCUGCCUUUGUUGAAUCUUAUAAAAAUAACAAGUAA
This is a messenger RNA of Phycomyces blakesleeanus NRRL 1555(-), 1323 nucleotides long. RefSeq lists its product as hypothetical. NCBI's taxonomy places the organism in Eukaryota, Fungi, Mucoromycota, Mucoromycetes, Mucorales, Phycomycetaceae. The record is from RefSeq and is a predicted model, not a curated record. The coding region runs from base 1 to 1323 and encodes 440 amino acids. The transcript is spliced from 4 exons.